CGGAGUCCGGGCGUUCUGGCAGCACCAGUGCCGGGCAGCAGAGACGGGCUGGGCUGGCACUCACCCACGACCCCCCUUCCCCGCUAUAAUGGUCCGUCAGUAGCAGGCUCCAGAGCCCCCGGGGCACGUGGGCAGAGCGAGCCCCAGCCAGGUGCGCGGAGACACGAGCGCUUUAGGGUACUGUGGGGACAGCUCUGCCUGCUGCGCGCUCUGGUGCCUGUGGAGAUGCCCAACUGACAGGCGAGUUCGUGGGGACAGGAACGUUCCCUCUUGGCCCAAGCCCGCUGUAUCCAUGGCGCUGCUGUCCAGUCUGCUACUCCUGUGCUGCUUGGCACUGCUGGCACUGCCAGCCCAGAGCUGUGGGCCGGGCCGGGGACCUGUGGGUCGGCGCCGCUACGUGCGCAAGCAGCUAGUGCCGCUGCUCUACAAGCAAUUUGUACCCAGCGUGCCCGAGCGGACCCUGGGAGCCAGUGGGCCGGCCGAGGGGAGGGUGGCAAGGGGCUCCGAGCGCUUCCGGGACCUCGUGCCCAACUACAACCCAGACAUCAUCUUCAAGGAUGAGGAGAACAGUGGCGCCGACCGCAUGAUGACCGAGCGCUGUAAGGAGCGGGUGAACGCGCUGGCCAUUGCCGUGAUGAACAUGUGGCCUGGAGUGCGCCUGCGGGUGACCGAGGGCUGGGACGAGGACGGACACCACGCUCAGGACUCUCUCCACUACGAAGGCCGCGCUUUGGACAUCACCACGUCCGACCGCGACCGCAAUAAGUAUGGGUUGCUGGCGCGCCUGGCAGUGGAAGCUGGCUUCGACUGGGUCUACUACGAGUCCCGCAACCAUGUCCACGUGUCGGUCAAAGCUGAUAACUCACUGGCGGUCCGGGCGGGCGGCUGCUUUCCGGGAAAUGCCACCGUGCGCCUGCGGAGCGGCGAGCGGAAGGGGCUGCGGGAACUGCAUGGAGGAGACUGGGUGCUGGCGGCGGAUGCGGCGGGCCGGGUGGUGCCCACGCCGGUGCUGCUCUUCCUGGACCGGGACUUGCAGCGCCGCGCCUCCUUUGUGGCUGUGGAGACCGAGCGGCCCCCGCGCAAACUGUUGCUCACGCCCUGGCACCUGGUGUUCGCCGCUCGGGGGCCGGCGCCCGCGCCAGGCGACUUUGCACCGGUGUUCGCGCGCCGGCUGCGCGCCGGGGACUCGGUGCUGGCGCCCGGCGGGGACGCGCUGCGGCCGGCGCGCGUGGCCCGCGUGGCGCGGGAAGAAGCCGUGGGCGUGUUCGCGCCGCUCACCGCACACGGGACGCUGCUGGUCAACGAUGUCCUGGCCUCGUGCUACGCGGUUCUGGAGAGUCACCAGUGGGCGCACCGCGCCUUUGCUCCUUUGCGUCUGCUGCACGCGCUGGGGGCGCUGCUCCCCGGCGGGGCGGUCCAGCCUACUGGCAUGCACUGGUACUCUCGGCUUCUCUACCGCUUGGCGGAGGAGUUGCUGGGCUAACCGGCCCAAGCAUGGAAACCUCGAGGGGCCCGACGAAACGGGGGCAUGCUGGCUGAAAUCUGGGGAAGCAGGCGGUGCCGACUGGGAGGGAGGGAGGGAAGGAUAGGGAGACACAUGGGGCUAUAUGGAAACUGCCUGGCUUAGGGGCAACUUCGAACUGAAUUCAGGGAGGUGAUCCCGGGUCCUAGGUAGGCGGGGCUCAUGGUGCGCACUCCGUGACGAAGACUGUUUAGCCUUUUCCCCAGUGCUUCAGCCCUACCCGAUAAUUUUAUUUUAUUUUCUAUUUAUAAAUUGUAAUAUAAUGAUCUGCUUGCCCAGCCUGCCAAGGUGAGGAGCUGGGGCAUGUCGUUAGCACCGUCUGACACAAUCAGCCGAUCUGACGUCUGACAUUUUCCUGCAGGUAGGCUAAUAUAGGAAAGGCUUCCAGAAGCUUACUGGAAA
This is a messenger RNA of Carlito syrichta (Philippine tarsier), 1924 nucleotides long. RefSeq names its product desert hedgehog (gene DHH). Gene Ontology annotation, biological process: cell-cell signaling; regulation of gene expression; smoothened signaling pathway. Bases 293 to 1483 code for a protein of 396 amino acids. The record is from RefSeq and is a predicted model, not a curated record. The transcript is spliced from 3 exons. Gene Ontology annotation, molecular function: calcium ion binding; patched binding. NCBI's taxonomy places the organism in Eukaryota, Metazoa, Chordata, Mammalia, Primates, Tarsiidae.